UGGUCCGGGCCGGGGCCUGGCCCGCCGGGCGGGGUGCUCGGCUGGGUUGGGGGGCGGCGACCUUGGGUUGGGGGGCCGUGAGGAGGAGUGGAGGCCGGGGAGCCGCAGGCCCAGCGUCGGCGCGCUGCGGGCCGGCAGAGAAGGGGCGCGCGUCGACGCACCGACCCCGGAGCCGCCCUGGAGCAUGUGGAAGCUGAGCCGGAGCCGGGUGCUCUUGGACGAGCCCCCCGAGGAGGAGGACGGCCUGCCAGGGGGGCCGCCGCCGGCCGCCGCCGCCGCUGCCGCGCAGGUUCAGGGAGCAAGUUUCCGAGGCUGGAAAGAAGUGACUUCUCUGUUUAAUAAAGACGAUGAACAGCACCUGCUGGAAAGAUGUAAAUCCCCCAAGUCCAAAGGAACUAACUUGCGGUUAAGAGAGGAGUUGAAGACAGAGAAGAAGUCUGGAUUUUGGGACAAUUUGGUUUUAAAACAGAGUAUUCAGUCUAAGAAACCAGAUGAGAUUGAAGGUUGGGAGCCCCCAGCACUCGCCCCUGAAGAUGUGACGGCCGACGCGGGAGACGCGGCGAGCGGCCGCCCCCCUCGGCCAGGCUGGGAGGAGGAGGGCAAGGGCCGUAGCAAGUACAGCAGCCUGGCGAGCUCAGGGAACAGCUCCCGCUGGAGCCUCCGGUCGGCCGGGAGGCUGGUCGGCAUCCGACGGCAGAGCAGGGGCCACCUGACCGACAACUGGGAAGAGCUGGAGUGACCGCACGGGGCCGAGUGCUCUCCAACCACAACUGCUGACGCGACCCCUGCGUCUCCCCCCCCCCCCGCCCCCCCAUGCCGGUCUGAGAGUUUGCGGUCUCACUCUGCGUUCGUUCCCAUGCCCGCUGGCCCCUCCCACGUGGACGAGAGCAGAGUACCCUCUCUGCCCGCCCGUGUCCGGGCGUUCCUGCCCGCGGACUGACGGAGGAGAGCCCCAGCCGGUGGCCGCCUCCUGGGAAACGUCUGCCCCUUCUGGUCGCAGCGCCGUCAGACGCGGCCCUGUGGGCUGCGCCCUGCUGUUCUCCCCUGUGUGCCCUGUCUCCCCCCCUCCCCCGCGACCCCCCGUGUCCUGCAUGUGGUGUCCGUGUGUGUCCACGACACUCGACUGUAGUGGCGGGGCCGGGCUCUCUUCCCAGAAGCCCGUGAUCCAGCUGUGAAACCAAUCUUCCAAAGGUUAUGUUAAAUUGUGUUCAGCCUGGCAAAUUAAACCUUUUUUCAUCUUAAAUACCAGGAAAGCAAAGGCUACAUUUGAUGCAGCACGAAAUGCCACUCUCCGCAAAGCAUCUUCAUCACUUGCGCUGGGAGGAGGAGUCUCCUGCGUGCAUGGACGACGGGGACAGUGGUUCUUACUUUAGGGUUCAUCUUACUCGUCCUGAACGUCCACGUCCUGAUCUUCAUGUUCUGAAAACGCGCUGUUCUGUGAUUGCAGGUUAAAGAAUACCAUCAAGGUGGAUCAGGUUGAGCAACUUGAUUCUCUGAAUUGUUCUUGGAAAACACUAAUUUGCUGAUGGCGUUAAAACUGUAUAUAAAAUACUGCAAGUGCCUCUUUUCUAUAAUGUGCAGGUGUUUGGUUUCCAAAGUGAGUCAGUUGCCGUGGCUACUGCCGGACGCCCAGGAAGGAUGGGCCGCGCACCGUGCUCGGGGCUCCUUCGCAGCACGGCCGCGUCCACAGGUGGCGCCACAGCCGCCUGAGGCAAUGGUGGUUUGGAGGAAAAGGUUUAGGGUGUUUCUGAAUAAAAACAGAAACCUCCAGUGACACUGUGCAUACCUCUCGUGAGAAAACACGGUCCCCCAUUGGCUCCGCGUGCACGUCUGUGCCGCGUAGCAAACACACGUGUGGGAACCCACGCAGGCCCGGUGGCGGGACUCCUGAUGGUAGAGCGUCAGUCUGUCCUCCAUCCAUCCGUCCAUCUGUCCACCCAUCUUUUUUUACUAGAAGAAGCCUACUUGACUGAGUUUUGAACGGGGGGGCAUGUUUAAGUGGCAUGAAAAUAAAGAUCGGUUUGUUAGAACCUUGAGAUGCUGGGGGUGUGUCUGGUGAUGCUGGUGGAUGUUGGUGGAACAAGUCCUCAGGGAAAGGGCUCAGUAGGCAGCGGUGGCCCUGCGUCCCCUGCAGCCGCACCCACGCGGCUGUGACCUGGGUGCGUGUGUUAGAGCCCGAGCUGAGGCGCAGGGAAGGAGGCUCUGUGUCUGGGACUCUGGGCGCGGGCAGAGCAAAGUCAGGACCCCGAGACCCGCUGCAGGUCGCUGCACCCACGCGUGGCGACGCCAAGUGCCUGUAACUCACCUCCGUGCAAAUCGGUGACGCAAGGCUGACGACAGUCCUUCAUAAUAUGGUUUCUCAAAAUCUGAAGACAAAGCCAGAUCGGAAUUGGAACGUGCACCGUAAAUCACAUUUUUCUUAUCUACCGAGAUUAAUGUUAGAAUAACCUUUUUCUUCUGUUGUAUCUGAUUAAAUGAAAAUAAGUAUGUCUGCGGUUUUUAAUUUAUUUAUUGGUGUGCUUUGGGAGAGAAGUAUUUUUUCUGAUAGAAUUUACCAAAGCAACUUUGUGUUGUUCAUGGCUUAACGAGAGAAUGUGGUUUUUUGACUUUGGGGUUUUUGUUUGCAUUCUGUGAACACACGACUUCACUGUGCAAAGAGCGAGCGCUCCGUGCUCCUCCUGUUGCUUACUUUGUAAAAGGAAAGUGAUUGGCUUUGAAGAAGGUAGAAUUCAUUCUCAACGCUGAGGUUUUAAAAAAAUAAAAGUAUCGUUCAUUUCCUCUUU
Molecule: messenger RNA, 2783 nt
Organism: Zalophus californianus (California sea lion)
Lineage: Eukaryota; Metazoa; Chordata; Mammalia; Carnivora; Otariidae
Gene: TDRP
Product: testis development related protein
Exons: 4
Coding region: 185-739 (184 amino acids)
Biological process (GO): spermatogenesis
Cellular component (GO): nucleus; cytosol
Source: RefSeq, a predicted model, not a curated record